Molecule: messenger RNA, 2446 nt
Organism: Lotus japonicus
Lineage: Eukaryota; Viridiplantae; Streptophyta; Magnoliopsida; Fabales; Fabaceae
Product: transcriptional corepressor LEUNIG-like
Exons: 17
Coding region: 148-2229 (693 amino acids)
Molecular function (GO): protein binding; transcription corepressor activity
Source: RefSeq, a predicted model, not a curated record
UCGCUUAUUUUUUGCAUGGCACUGUCUUCUGCCGCAUAACUACUCUCUCUUCUUCUUCUCCUUCGUUUCCCUCUUCAUUCAUUCUCUACGCGCUCUCUUUCAACUACUCAACCGAACCUCAACUGCCACCGCCAACCACCUCCAUCCAUGGCUUCCAGUAAUGAUCCCAAGGAGGUUUUUGACGCUGAUGCAAUGUUUCAAUUGUAUUUGCAUGAUUACAUGAUCAAAAGGGGAAUGCGUAACACCGCUGAGAUUUUCAGAAACGAAGCCCAAUUUCAAAUCCAACCUCUUGACAUGAAAUAUUUCGAUUCAGUGCUUGAUUCUCCAGAUGGGUUCCUCUAUGAUUGGUGGUCUAUUUUCUAUGAGGUGUUUGCCUCAAGGUAUGGGAGGGGACACUGCACUGGGCCAGAGUCCUCUUGUAAGGUUCCAAUGAAUAUGAUGCCAGCUGGUAAUUCAAACAAUGCUAGCCCUCAUAGAAUCCCUCAAAUACCAAUGAAUGAACACAGACCUCAACAAUUUCAAGCCAAUUCCGGAUUUAACAACAUGAUACCACAACCUGCAGCUCGUUUAAUACCUCAAGCAGUGUUUGAUAAUGGACAACUUGGAAAUCUGGCCGAAAAUGUUGAACCAAGUUUGCAUGAUCUUCUCAGAGAAAAUAACCAGAAGCUUCUGUCAGGAACUAAUUCGAAUCAUCUACCGCAUCCGCAAGAUGUAGGCAAGCAGGUCCAGAAGUACGUCUUCAAGGGUAGUGGUGUUACUAUGCGUGUUGGGAGGGAUGUACCUAGGGACCCUCCGGAUGUUGUGCAAAAAACUAUGCUUCCUUUAGAUGGACCUCAUCAAACAAACAACAAUGAAGCUCUCAAUCUAGUACCACAGCCACUAAAUGGAGGGCCAGUAAAUACACCAAACUCUCACCAGCAGUGUCAAGUGUUGAAAACACAAAAUCAGGAUGCUGCUCUGACUCAAGCACCUGCAUGUACUCCUAAUAGACAAACUUCCACAGUUCCUGGUACCAAACGUAAGAAUAAACAUCCAAAGAUUCCCAAGACUGGAUCAAGUAAAAAUGAUAGCCAGAAGAUGGAACAAAUUAUUAGUACUGGAGAACAUCAAUGCAAUCAGGAUCAGCAGAUACAGAUGCAGUCCCAGAAUGUUGAGAAGAGCACAAAGAGAAUGAUAACAGAAUCCACAAGACCUGUAGAAAGUGCCCAGGACUGUGCGGAUGCAAAACCAGCAGAUGAAAAUGUAGAGUCUUUCCUGUCUUUCGAAGACGAACCUGCUGAUAAUAGAAUUGAGCCUUUCAGCAAUCUGAAACGUAUUUCAGCUACAUGCAGUAGAAAUGAAAAUAAGGGUUUUUCACUCCAAGAGAUUGGUUGCCUUCACAAGAGCAUAAACAAGGUUUUGACCUGCCAUUUUUCAUCUGAUGGUAAAGUUAUGGCAAGUGCUGGACAUGAGAAGAAGGUUUUCAUUUGGAACAUGGAAAAUUUUCAAUAUUUUGCAUCUGCAGAUACACACUCACAUCUCAUUACAGAUGUUCGGUUUCAACCAGGUUCAACUAUGUUUGCAACAUCUUCCUUUGAUAGAUCUGUAAGACUAUGGGAUGCUAGCAAUCCUAUAAGAUCCUUGGGCAUACUCACUGGGCAUGACGAACAAGUAAUGUCAUUGGACUUCCAUCCGAGAAGGAUGGACCUUCUUUGCUCGAGCGAUAGCAAUGAUGUAAUUCGCCUGUGGAAUGUUAAUCAAAGUGAAUGCAUGCAUACCACUCGGGGAGGAAGUAAACAAGUCAGAUUCCAGCCUCAGUAUGGGCAGCUUCUGGCUACUGCUAUUGGAAAUUCUAUCACAAUAAUUGAUGUUGAGACUGAUAGCCACCUACAUGAUCUAAAGGGACAUGAUAAAGAUGUUCUUUCCAUCUGUUGGGAUAGAAGUGGAAACUUCCUUGCCUCCGUUAGUGAAGACAGUGCACGUAUCUGGUCUGCUGCAUCAGACGGAAAAUGCAUUGGUGAGUUGCAUUCAGUUGGGAACAAGUUUCAGUCGUGCAUAUUCCAUCCGGGAUAUCGUAGCCUCUUAAUUAUCGGUGGCUAUCAGUCCCUGGAAGCAUGGUCUCCGACAGAGGGCAGUAAAACAUGGUCCAUUGCUGCACACCAGGGGUUGAUUGCAGGACUGGCAGAUUCCCCUGUAGGUGAAUUGAUAGCCUCAGCUAGCCAUGAUAACAGCGUGAAAGUAUGGAAAUGAGGAUUUCAGUUCAUAUUUUUGCCCCUAGGUGUUAAUCUGGGCAUUUGUAUGAUAGGAUUUCCAUUCCUGCUACAUAUUUUUUUAUUGAUUAAAUAAUCUAUAGGUAAAGGUACAAAGUGCAAAAAUCACAUACUAUUUUUUUAGAGGAAAAGUUAAGAUUGUAUACAGGUGCUGCAGCCUGAGCCAGCCCAAUACAAUGCACAUAUCUUAUGAAUUU